Messenger RNA from Acanthosepion pharaonis, 1020 nucleotides. NCBI's taxonomy places the organism in Eukaryota, Metazoa, Mollusca, Cephalopoda, Sepiida, Sepiidae. The record is from the annotation of a GenBank genome assembly.
AUGGCCGCUGGCAUGGAAAUGUCCCUCACUCACAUCUUACCUUUGCUACCUGGAUGCCAUGCAAAUGGUACACACGCUAUCCUUGUUCCGGGUCCAACCUAUCCAACAAUCAUUGAUUCAAUCGAAGUUGCCGGUUUUAGGACCGUUACGUAUUUCCUGAACGAGAAGGACGACAACUGGAUCUUGGACAUUGCUGAUCUAUCUGAAGCCCUUGAAAAAAGUCCGCAUCCUGUGAUGAGUAUAUUUGUGCAGAAUCCAGGUUAUCCAACGGGCCAUAUUCACGAUAUUGACGAAUUACAGACGAUUAUUCGUUUCGCCAAGAAGAACAGGUUGAUAAUAUUUGCGAUAGAAAACUUCCAGUUAGACAUCUAUGACCCAGAAGAAAAACCAUUCGUCUCUAUGAGGAAGGUUCUUUUAGAAAUGGGCAGUGAAUUCGAAUCAGUUCAGCUACUUUCUUUCUUCAGUCCCAACAAGAGUAUUAUUGGUGAACCAGGUAUGUCAGUGACAUACAUCGAUACUUUUCGUUUCGAUGAAGAGGUGUUCGAUACCCUAAUCAAACUUACCCAUAAUCCCCCUGUUAUACAACAAAUAUAUCUCAGUAUGCUUCUCUCCCACCGGCCCUUAAUUGAUUCUCCUUCUUUCAAAGAAUUCCACAAGGAGAAAGAAGAUAUUAUUAAACGAAUCGCAAGAAUUGCAAAAUUGGUCACUAGUUUCUUUAAUUCGCAGCCUUACAUCACUUGUACCAAGCCACACGCUGGACAAACGGUAUUUGCGAAACUAGAAUUUCCUCAAAGUUGGACGUACAUCGGACCCAGAUCUUCGGCUAGCCUGGAAGAAUUUUACUGUCAACAACUUAGAGAUGCAACGCAAGUGCCGAUUAUAGCCGGCAAGUUUUUCUCGGAAUUUCCCGGUUCUUCACAUUUUAAAUUCAGUUUUCCUCUUGACGAAGUUAAGCUUUUACAAAAGCUGGACCAAUUCAAAACUUUUCAUCAGAAAUUUAUUAUGACAAUGGUGAAAUGA